Anopheles maculipalpis is the source of this 2157-nucleotide messenger RNA. It is a transcript of the gene lama, whose product is annotated as putative phospholipase B-like lamina ancestor. Gene Ontology annotation, cellular component: extracellular region. The transcript has 3 exons. The record is from RefSeq and is a predicted model, not a curated record. Gene Ontology annotation, molecular function: glycerophospholipase activity. Lineage: Eukaryota; Metazoa; Arthropoda; Insecta; Diptera; Culicidae. The coding region runs from base 73 to 2157 and encodes 694 amino acids. Gene Ontology annotation, biological process: phospholipid catabolic process.
GGUGAUCGUCACAAGCGAACAUUCCAUUUUGUGUAGCUGUGUUAUCCGUAUCGCGUGGAAACGGCUAUCAUCAUGCUGAAGGUUGUUGGAGCAUCUUGGCAAAGAACCCGGAUAGGGUCCUACAUUCUGAUCGGCGCGCUCAUGCUUGCAGUUGCUGCACUAUUCCUGGCCGAUAUGGAGCGUCCAAGCUACAAAGGAACCUACUGUGCCACAACCUACUGGGCACGGAACUCUGGCUACCGGCUAGAGUUCUGGGGCCAACGUAAUGAUCUCGAUCUCGUACCGAAGGGUGCGGUACGCGCAUGCUUCCGUGACAGCAUUCUGACGAAUGGAUGGUCUCAGCUGGAGCUAGAAUCUCAAUCCACCUACUCGGAUACGGUGCAGGCGUAUGCGGCCGGCAUCAUGGAAGGUGCACUAACCUGGCACAACAUCUACAUGCAUUGGUCCAACACCAUCGAUGCAGUUUGCUCAAAAGACGUAGAGUCGGAAGAAUUUUGCGACUGGUUGCGCGGUCUCAUCACCACCAACGUGGACACUGUGAAAAAGAUGGCAGACAUGAAGGGAAAGCACAAUCGCUACUGGUACCAGAUUGCACUGUUUUACGAUCAACUCGAUGGGCUCGAAAUUGGUUUCCGAAAGGGUGUGAAGCGUUCGCGAAUGGAUUACGAAAUUCCGAAGCAGGACUUUUUGCUGAUGAACGCUGCAGUUGAUAUCCGAGAUUUGAAGAUUUACUACACCAACUUUCUGGUGGAAAACAGUGGCCUUAAACCGGAUCCAGCGAAGGGCAUUAUGUUGCUGAAGUUGCUAAAACAACCGAACGGUGUAUCGAAGAUUUUGCUGGGCCACACGUCCGACGGAAGCUACUCGUCGAUGCUACGGAUGGUGAAGAAGUACACGCUGCGGUAUCACUUCUCUUCGAACGUUUCGCGAUCGGCAGCUCCGAAAAAGGACGUUGAAGUGGAAGAUAACUCCGUAGUGCCUGGUACGAAUAUCGUUUUUACCGGCUAUCCGGGUGUGCUUGCAUCGCUCGACGAUUUCUAUGUGAUUAAUGGGCGCCGUCAGCAUAGACUAGUGGCAGCCGGGGUGAAGAUGGAAAACGAUCACAUUAACCUCUGGCGAAAGAUUGAUCUAGUGCGAUCGGUCUCGUUGGCACCGCGUGUAAUGGCGGCAAAUCGUCUUGGAACUAGUGGUCGCUCUUGGGCACGUUACUUCACCCGCAACCCAUCGACUGGUGUGAAGCAGUGGUUGGUGAUCGAUAUGUCACGCUUUGUAGCUGGUAAUGGCAGUGACGUAGAUCUGCUGACCGCACAGCAACCAUCGUUGGAAGUGCAUGUAGAUCGAUCGGAGGAGGAGAACGAGAUUCCAACCACACUCGAGCAGGAUCAGCCGCAACGUGUUGUUACCAAACGCAUGGAGGACUACGUCGACGAUGACUUCAAACAGCAUACAGCUGGCGCACGCCAAGUUCGAAUGAUUACCAUUCCAAAAUCUCCCGAACCGAUCGAAGCUGAGGAAGCGAAGGGAGGCGCGUUUGGUGCAGGAAUGUUUUGGGUAGUGGAUCAACUGCCCGGCUGGCUACAUGCGGAAGACAUUAGCGAAAAGAUCGUCGCCGAUGGUUAUUGGUUAACGAACGGUGUGCCUUACUUUAAGGAAGCGUUCGAUAUUGGACAGGCAGACGCGAAUGCUACCACCAACACCACCACGACCACCAUGGAAAAGAUCCUACAAAACAUCACCGAUCUGGAGACGCUGGCCAGGUUCUUCCGGCAGUCCGCAUAUCGGGGCGAUCUAGAUCAGGCUGAACCAGCCGCUUUUGGUAAUAUCGAUUUAAAGCUGUACACGGAAGCAUCCGACGGUACGGUACACUUCCGAGCGUAUUCUGGCCCGCUGUAUGAUCCUACGCGUAGUACCGGCAGCACGACAGGCCAAGCGGCUAAGCGUAGCAUCAUUAAAGCGGAACCACUACAGCAAGCUUCUUCUGCCGAGCGCGAAAAACUAACGCAAUCAGAAUCGGGCAGUGCGAUCAGCGGCGCAGGCACCUCCGUAGGCUCUCGUCCAUUUGAUUGGAGCCGAAUGUUACCAUUCGAGGUGCGCCAUCAGGGACAUCCGGAUGUGUGGGACUUUGAGCAUAUUACACCGGAAUGGGCGUGGAUUUGA